UUUAUAAGAUUAACUUACGGAGUGAAGCCAACUUACUCGUUUUUGUUUAUUCGGCAUUUUGCCUUAUCUAGAUUUAGUUUAUAAAGUAAAGUUAACUUAUAGUAGUACAAGUAGAACAAGCAUGGGCCUACAUGGCUAAAAAUUGGUUUAACUGACUAGCUCCGUAACUAAAUCAGUCAAUCCGUCGGAUUGAUUAAAAACAGUCUUCCAGUUAUUGUUUAAAAUUAUCUGGAAGCUAAACAAAGAGCAACUAUGACGAGCCGCAGCUUAAUCGAGGAUGGGUUACUGACCGGCAUCACGUCCUUCAGAAUUUGGCUAAUCUUGUACGGCGGAUUGCUCAUCUUUAUCGACACUGUUUUCUGUACAUACUUUCCUACCACUGUUUUGGGUACCAUAUUACUUACUGGGGUCCUUUGGAAGUUCCGACUCCCCCUCGCCUCGAAAGACGAUGUUGAAGGAUUUUUCGGCGUUUCGUUUCGACCAUCGCUUCAGCUUGAUGAUAACUUGGACCCAACAUCUAAUACCCCAAUCCAAGAUCAACCAGGGCUUACGGUGAAAUCUCGACUUCUUUUGAUGAGGUCUCCACCAUCACAACUUUCCACGUCUUCAAGCAAUGGUCAGAAGAAUGGACAGAAAAACGGUGGUCGAAUUGUCUCUGAAGCUCCUCUCAUCGUCGUCGGCCAUCGAGGUGCUGGCCUGGAUGCGCCAGAAAAUUCCCUAUCUGCCAUCCGAGAGUGUAAGAACAGAGGCUGCGAAGCGGUGGAAUUUGAUGUUAACCUGACAAAGGAUAACAUUCCCGUACUAUUUCAUGAUGACAACCUGAUUCGCAUUGCCGGCAUUGAUAGGAAUAUUAAGGACAUGACUUUGGAUGAGUUGAAAAAGGUGGACAUUUCAAUAAUGCAUCCGCUGGGAGACAGGUUUAGGAAGGAAAGAGUACCCACGUUCGAAGAGGCCGUUAAUUUGUGUUUGUCAAUUGGGAUGAAAUUCAUCAUUGAUUUAAAAGACGAUGAUGAGACGGUUAUCGCCGCUGUGGUAUCUUUAUUUCAAAAGCAUCAAUGUUACUCGAUGGGCAUUGUUUCCUCCUUUUACGUGAAAGCUGUUUACGAUGUCCGACGACGAGACCCAAAAAUCAUAGGUUGCAUGGCGUGGCGACCGGGAUACUACCGAUACACCACGUGGAGCUCAAAUUGGGAGAACUUGGAACCUCGACAGAAAUCCUUGUAUAUGGAUUGGGCUGCAAUAAUCAUGGACGCGGUCAACGAUUGGGGAAUUAAUUGCUUAUACUGGUGGUUUGUUGGACUGUCCGCGAUUUUGUUUCAGAAAGACUCGAUAACAAGAGAGGAAACGUAUCGGUGGAUGAAGAGGGACGUACGGAUUUAUGCAUGGACAGUUAAUUCGCCACUGGAAAAACUUCACUUUGUCCAAAAUGUUCAGCUCGGCUACCUCACGGACAGUCUUGACGGUGGUGAGGUAAAUACGGUGAAUAGUCUACAAUCAUCACCAAAUCAAAAAACGUUCUCGAUAUUACGAACUUAACAUCAUGCUACAACUACUCAACUGAAUAUUUUGUCUUCACAUAUUAAUUUCCAAUUAAGGAAGCAGCAUGCCUUUUUUUGUUUGAAAAUCUAAUUAUGAUUCCGUUAUAUCAGAACGUUCCUCUUUUACCUUGUACAUUGUUUUUGAACGGUAUGCAGUACAAGCGAUGGACUUUAGUCCCAGUUACCGUAUUACAAAGUUACAUUAUGCAGCUAAGUAUUUAUCAUAUCAUGACCUGCUGAAUUGUUGUCAACUGUGUACUACACACAGCGAGUGCUUUGUGGCUUAACCAAUGUGUUUCGUUAAAAUAAUACUAAUUAGGUAUUGUAUCUGCGAUAUAAUUUGUUACGUUUUUUGCAGCUAGAGUUGUUUGCCUUCUUGUUAUAGUCUGUCUCUGGUCUAAUUUAAUUUUGUAAAGAAAUUUUAUAAAUUUUAUAAUUUGCAAAUGCUUUUUCAGGCUGUUUCAGUUCAGGCGUAGCCCAUCCUUUUUCCCGGCAGCAGAAUAAAUGCAAGACUUACAAAAUUCUGAACCUUAUCUUGUCAAUUAGUCGACGAUAUUAUAUUGUGUGAUAGGUGUGGGUCUAUAUAUUUGUGAACUGAUAUUAUGCCUAUAUUGAUCCGUCUGUGUUGUCGUGUUUGGUACUCUUUUUGCUUAUAUAUUAAUACCAUUUGUAUUACCAAAAUGCAUAUGUAUUUAGUAACACAUGUGUAUUCCUGUGUAGUAAUGAACCGGAAAUAAAAUAUACACAAGAAAA
Messenger RNA from Folsomia candida, 2291 nucleotides. Its product is annotated as glycerophosphodiester phosphodiesterase 1. Lineage: Eukaryota; Metazoa; Arthropoda; Collembola; Entomobryomorpha; Isotomidae. The transcript is spliced from 7 exons. Gene Ontology annotation, molecular function: phosphoric diester hydrolase activity. Bases 253 to 1536 code for a protein of 427 amino acids. Gene Ontology annotation, biological process: lipid metabolic process. The record is from RefSeq and is a predicted model, not a curated record.